GAAACGACGUAUCCAAAAGCAUUCAAUCUUCAGAUACAAGACAUGGUUGUAGUUUUUUUAAAAUGAAAAUAAAUCUAAUGGUAAUUAAAUUAUUAUAUAAUUGUAAUUAUUCAAUUAUCGUUUUUAAAUAAACAAAAUUUACUCAUCUAAACUCAUAUAUAUUUUAAUUUAUACAUUAAAACUCGUUGGUACUUCCAAUUCACCUUGAAAAAAUAUAUAUAUUAAACCCCCUGUGAUUUAAUGUUAUUUAAUGUAGAAAAAUGUUUAAAGUUGGGUGUGUUGUUAUCUGUAUUGUCAUCUGUGUUGACAUCACAAAUAGUUUCUGUGCUUUCAGUGCGUACUGUGAUUAUGGAGAUGAUAAACACAUUGUGGAUGAAUCCCAGAACUGCACAAAGAUCUAUCAGUUAUUAAUUGUGUGGACGAGCUAACGCCAGGAAGUUUUGAUAAUAUGGUCAGACUGAAUGAAUUAAUCUUAGAUAACAACGAUAUUGAGAAAGUACCCUGCAACUGCUUCAACAAUUCAAAUUUGGUAACGUUGAAGAUGUUGGAAUGCAAGAUUGAAUCAUUUGAAGGGAAACUUGGCUAUUUACCUAUGUUGUUGAGGUUGGUGUUGAAGUACAACAAUUUGACAGACUUCUCCUCAGAAGUACUGAGCCAUCCUGAGAACUUACGGUAUUUGGAUUUAGAGUAUAACCAACUAACGAUUUUGACUUAUGGAAUGUUCUGUGGGUUAAAAAAACUAAAUAUACUAAAUCUUGCUUUCAACAAAAUUAAUUUCAUCGAACCAGAUUCUUUUGCUACCAUGCCACGACUGAACUCUUUAGGAUUAACAGGAAACAACAUACAAAUUUUAACAGGCAGCGAAUUCCCAAGAACAGGCUUUCAACAUUUAAAACUGUUGUACUUGGGGAACAACAGACUCAUGUUUUUGCAUUCGAAUUUUUUGUCCAAAUUAGGAACGGAUCUGGACAUUGAAUUAGGCGGGAAUCCGUGGCACUGUCAGUGUUUAGAUAUAUUGAUGAAAUAUUUGGAGACCCGAAAUAUUUCCGUAACUGAUUGGGACCAUAAGUUAGCCGGUUUCAGUGAUGUGCCCUUCUGUAUUUUGCCUUCAGACAGUGAUUGUGAUUACAAAUACAAUUUGCCUUUGGUGCAUAAAUAUCUAAACGAAAUAGAGAUGAAAAAGGUGUUUAUGAAUUUAGACGUUUCGGCGGUGAUAUCAGGAUUUGGACCACCAGUUUAAAAUAUAAAUUUUGAAAUAAAUAUUUAUAAUAAUAU
This is a messenger RNA of Aethina tumida (small hive beetle), 1275 nucleotides long. Its product is annotated as phospholipase A2 inhibitor-like. NCBI's taxonomy places the organism in Eukaryota, Metazoa, Arthropoda, Insecta, Coleoptera, Nitidulidae. The coding region runs from base 449 to 1240 and encodes 263 amino acids. Gene Ontology annotation, molecular function: protein binding. Gene Ontology annotation, cellular component: plasma membrane. The transcript has 2 exons. The record is from RefSeq and is a predicted model, not a curated record.